UGUCUUUCCUCAGCGUAUCUAAUCGGCGGCAGCUGGAGAUCAAGUGGUUCGACAGCAGAUGGAUGCCCAGUGAGAAAGGCGAUCCGCUCCGGUUAGGAGAGGUAAAAGUGGUGAACGAUGGCGCUGUGCCCUGAAGGUUGUACUUCUGGCUCAGGAGGGGAGUCCUCUGGAAGCGAGGCAGGUUCCAGCUGUCUUCAGUUUGGGGUUCGUUCCUAUCUGCACCACUUCUAUGAGGAGUGCUCGUCCUCCAUGUGGGAGAGGGACCCUGAGAACCGGGGGGUCCGGACCCAGAAAUCAGCCCUUUGGUGGAACUCGGUUGUCUGGAAGCUGUCCUUGGCUCUGGGUCUUCUGAUGCUGACUGCAGGCAUUGUGUCUCUCUCCAUCGCUUACUCCACCCCCCAUAAAAUUGAGUCCUUCGGAGAGGGAGACCUGUACUUUGUGGACCCCCAGGCCAUCAGCUACAACAGGGGUCUGCACCUCAGCACAGCGUCUGGGAUCGGGCUGUCCUGCCUCGGCUCCGCUCUGGCAGUGAUGGGGGUUGUUGUCUGGGUCCUGCCUAAGGCCAACUUAAAAGAACGGCUGUUCCACAGAUCGAGGGAAGUGGAUCAGAGAGGAGAGCGGGGCUUGAAGUGGAAGGGAUUCAAAGAUGGAGCAGAUGUGAUCACAAAGCCGCCGGAUACGGAGGAGGGGAAGAUACCUUUUUCUCUGGCUACAGUGAAAAACGUGCAACCUCCUUCCUAAAAAGAGUCACUGUUGAGCUACAGGUGGUACAAGCACUCAUUCUGGUUUUGGAACAUUGUUUACACGUUCUGCUCGUUGGAUUUUGUUUUGUGACCUAAAAGAUCAGAAAAAAAAAUCUCCUUUCACUUUGACUUCAGACAUAAUAUACAUUUACAUUUCAAGGCUGACAAAAUAUCAGUGUCCCAUCAAUAUGGUUAUGAUAUAUUCAAAAUUACCAUGUUUUAGAAUUAAAUCAUUCUCGCUCAUUUAGAUGUGUUUUUUUAUUUUGUGCGUUUUUUAGUUUGUAAAUUUUUAAGACUGAAAAAUGUGUUUCUUAAGAUUCUCCUUAAGAAAAUCUUUUGGGUUCCAAGGUGAUUAAAAAAGGGAUUAAUUUAAGAGCCCUAGAGAGCAAAUAGAGCCAUGUUAAGAGUUUUGAUCAUUAGAAAUAAUUCAGUUUCUAAAUGUUUUACACAAACACCUUUUAAUUUUUAUGUAAAACAGUCUUGAAGUGUUGAAUAAAGACACAAUAAAGCUGUUAACUCUGGGAUUCAGAGGUCUCCAUGUAAUAUCUAAAAUCUCCAACUUGGAGACUUAUUUAAAAAUAACCUGUAGGCAUUAACUUAAAAGUCACGUGUUGCAACCUUAGUCUGCCGAUAAUUCAAAGGCUGAAUAAUGAAUCAUCCUAAAAAAAAAAAUCAAAUUUAAAGCUCUAUAAACGUACACUUAUUCAGGAAAGUGGUUUAAUUUCUGGUCCAAGUCUGACCAGCAUUGUUGCAAUGAAGCCCACUUUCCUUUCACCAUACAACUGUGUGAUCAGAAUAGCUUUUGUAGCAUCUCACAAGCCUCCAAAGGGCAUAUUCAGGUGUUUUUAAUUGUCCUUUUCCAUCCAAAUGAUCAUAAUCACCAUGAAAAUGAAUAAAACAAACAUAAGCAUA
Cyprinodon tularosa is the source of this 1655-nucleotide messenger RNA. It is a transcript of the gene nrsn1l, whose product is annotated as neurensin 1-like. The transcript is spliced from 4 exons. Gene Ontology annotation, cellular component: transport vesicle; neuronal cell body; neuron projection. Bases 118 to 741 code for a protein of 207 amino acids. NCBI's taxonomy places the organism in Eukaryota, Metazoa, Chordata, Actinopteri, Cyprinodontiformes, Cyprinodontidae. The record is from RefSeq and is a predicted model, not a curated record. Gene Ontology annotation, biological process: nervous system development.